This is a messenger RNA of Scophthalmus maximus (turbot), 4732 nucleotides long. It is a transcript of the gene shisa9a, whose product is annotated as shisa family member 9a. The coding region runs from base 759 to 2495 and encodes 578 amino acids. Gene Ontology annotation, biological process: regulation of AMPA receptor activity; regulation of short-term neuronal synaptic plasticity. The transcript has 5 exons. Lineage: Eukaryota; Metazoa; Chordata; Actinopteri; Pleuronectiformes; Scophthalmidae. The record is from RefSeq and is a predicted model, not a curated record. Gene Ontology annotation, cellular component: postsynaptic density; AMPA glutamate receptor complex; postsynaptic membrane.
GUGAGGCUGCACUGUGACACGCACACACACGCACACGCACGCACGCACGCACACACACACACACACACGCACACACACACACGUGCAUGUGUCCAGUAAUCCUUUAACAUGCUCCCUUUUUGUUUACUAACAAUAUGAAGGCUAUAAGUCAUAUUCUUUUGAAUAUGAACCAAACUCCAUUCCAAAUCUCAAACGCAAAGUCCCUUGUUUUUUUUGUUUUUUUAUAUUUAUAUUGCACAACAGCUACAAUGCACGUUAUUGUAUAUGUUUUAUAGCAUCUGUCAUUGUAUAGUAGUUCUACUGCUACGCUGCAUGUGUCAAAUUUGAGAAUUGAAGAGGAUCAACACAGGUUCAUCUUACCCCUUGAGCCAAACUGCACCACGGGGAGACUGUGGAGGUGCUGGGAGAUAUGAAGGUGAGCGAGGAGCUGAUCAUGCACUCAUUUUUUUCCUCAAACUUUUCCACCACCUCGUGGAUGAAACCUCCACAGUAACAGGUGCCCUGGCCCUUCUCACUGAACAAACGCACGCCCUACGAGCACACAUCUUUAUACAUUUAACACCUGUGGUCCGAAUCAAGUCACAUUCUCCAGGAAACACUACGAUCGCCCACGGUGUCACCCGGACUCCCCCACAGGGGCUGGGCCUUUGGCCAGAGGCUAGAGGCUUUCAGCACCAUGGACAGAGGUCGUCCUCAAUCCAGCGUCGGCCAGCCAGUCCUUUCGUCUCCGCGUGAAGUUGAACAGGGGAGAACGCACAAUGAGGGGGAAAUACUUUCUCCUCGGCUUCUUGAUGCUCAAACUUAUGGCUCUGGUGUGCAAGGCCGACGGGGAGCCGGGGCUGCUCGGGGGAUUCGUCAUGAUCGCCACUUCCAACGGCUCCCGGGAGGAGGAGAGCGCGUCCGAGGAGACGCCGCACACCGAGGACAGGUGCCGGGGCUACUACGACGUGAUGGGACAGUGGGACCCGCCGUUCAUCUGCAAGACGGGCAACUAUCUGUACUGCUGCGGCACCUGUGGCUUCCGCUUCUGCUGCUCCUACAAGCACUCGCGGCUGGACCAGAGCACCUGUAAGAAUUACGACACGCCGGUGUGGAUGAAGACCGGGCAGACCCCCUACAACAAAAUGAACAAGCUGCACGACAGCACCAAAGACAAGACGAACUUGAUCGUUUACAUCAUAUGUGGAGUAGUGGCCAUUAUGGCGCUCGUGGGGAUUUUCACCAAACUGGGGCUGGAGAAGGCGCACCGGCCCCAGAGAGAAAACAUGUCCAGGGCCGUUGCCAGUGUGCUGCAGGGCGGGUGUCCAGGUGAGCAGUUUCGGGGGGAGGAGGCCCUAGGGAUGCAUUCGCAGCACUAUGUCUCCAAGACCACAAACCUUCAGGGUGGUCAGCUCAACAACAACAUGGGACCCGGCUUGAACAUGGGCCAGCAGCACCCUUACCCUGGCCUCAGCCAGCUGGCUCACGUCUAUGAACAGCAGCAACAGCAGCCACAGCAGCAGCAUCAUCAGCAGCAGCAGCAUCAGCAUCAGCAUCAGCAACAGCAGCAUCAGCAUCAGCAUCAGCAGCAGCAGCAGCAGCAGCAGCAGCAUCAAAAUAAAGAUCUCAACAAGUACGCCUCCCUGAAGGCUGUGGCUGCAAAGUACAACGGUGAAGUCUACAACAAACGUCGGCUAAUGGUGGAGCUGCCAACAAAGGGCGGCCUUCCUCUGCAGGCAAUGGGCAACUCCAGACCAUCUAUGGGCAACAUGUCGUCGAUGACUCCUCCGAUGACCAACAAUCCCAUGGCUUCAAAUGCCAUGAUCUCUAACUCCAUGAACCCCACCAUCACUCAGAUGACUUCAAUGACGUCUAUGACACCCAUGAGCUCAAUGACACCCAUGACAUCCCACACUCAGAUGUCCUCCAUGACCCCUAUGACUUCUUUGGGUCCACUGACUCCAGAGCCAGUGGCCACCUAUGUCACAGAGAUGCCCAGUAUCUCCUCCAUGUCAACCCUCCCAACAGAACGGCACAUAGCAGGUGGGGGACUUAAGCUGAACGGCCAGAAACCCAAAGGCAGCCACGGCCAUGCUGCCCACGGCUCUCACAGCUCUCACAGCUCUCACACUCAUGCUCACAGCCACAGUAGCAAGCCGCCAGGACUCGGGGCUACCUCCCUGGCACACAUGGCGGGGACCAUGCCAGGUGGCAUGUCCCUGGGCAUCUCCAGGCCUGCCCAGACCACCAUUGGCUCCAGCUCGCAUACAAUGGGCCGCCCAUUGGCAUACAGUUCGAACACAAUUGCAAGUGGGCAUGGGAUGGGGCUUGGGAUGAAGGGCUGGGACGGGACUGAGACGGUGGGCCGGAGGAAGAUCUACGGGCCCAAGAGGCCUCAGUGUACCGUACUGGAGCCAAACCAGCUCCACAGCACCAGAGGCCAAAGCCACAGCCAACACUUCCUCCCCACACAGCCCUACUUUGUGACCAACAGCAAGACAGAGGUGACUGUGUGAGAGGGGAGGAAAGGGAGAAAACAAAGGGGAAAAGGAUGCCUGAGGAGUGGUGGCACAAGUAAUCUCUGAGGGGAGACACCGACUCCUGGGGUGGUCACAAAGUGCAGAUCUAUGUGUGUGUUUGUGUGAAAAAGUUGAGGCUGGCAGUUGGUGUGCUGGUGAAUGUUGUGGGACAGUGACACUGUGUCUGAGUGUUCCUCAUUUUACAAACGAAGAGUUCACCAAUCAAAUCACUGAACAGACCUUUGUUGUCAAGAGGAUGGCAUCAAAGUGGGUGAUGUCCACAAAUCCGCAAAGAGCCAACAGAGCAGGGAUGCCUGUGCACGUGUGGUGAUGUAUCAGAAUGUUGUCUCAUGGAUAAUAUCUCUUCUGUAAUGAUAACAAUAUAUGAGCAUCACAUUACAUUGUGACUAUACACAGACACUGAAGUGGGGACCUGAGCUGAUGGAUUGGCUUUACUGUACAGACCAAUCCCUUGAAGCAACACAAAGGAUCAAGUGUAAAGCACCGAAGCAUCUUGGGUAAGAAGAAAUACAAAAAGUUUACCAACAAACCUUACCACAACAGUUUUGCUCAUCUGCCGAUCAAAGCGACGGAUGGUUUGGAAGGAACAACAUUCCCUCAUGAUUCAGCCCCCAUAAUCUACUGAGGGCUUUGAAACAGACGCACACGAUGAUGGCGCUGGGCUUUGGACUGCAGACAUGCAGGGCUUUGUACCGUGGCUAUUCAAAAUCGCCUUCAUAAGCUCUGCAGUUAAAGGUCGCCCUGUUCCGCGAGGCCCCGGCACAGAGAAUGGACGCUGUCGCACCAGCAUUGUUCUGUUCUGAUCUCGCCUGUGGUGGUGACAGCUGGCCGAGAGGAGGUAUAAGGAGGCAGGGAGACAGCAUCUGGAUGAUGCUGCUGCUGGCAGAGGCUCCAUUGAGCAUGACUCCCAUGCACACACAGAAAUGCACACAUUCAGAAACAUGCACAGACAGAAAAGCGUGAACACACACACACGGAUAUAUACAUUAUACAUAUACACUAGCAACACCACACACUGAUUGGUUUUUGAAGAAUGAUACCAAUCAUUUUUAGAUUUAAUUUGCAGACAGUUGAUAAUUUAUUUAAUUUGCGGAUAGUUGUUUUCUUUUCAUUUGCGAGUUUGCAUUCUAAAAAAUCUGUUCAGUGUUUCCCCAAAAUUCAGUGAAUUUAGGCCAUUGCAGAACUCCAGAACUGUCUAAUGAGACAUAAAUCUAACUUUCAGAGAUAUCAGAUGAGUCAGGGACCCACUUUAUCAUUUUAGGUAACGUACCAUUAAAAUACGUUUAAAUUGUAGUACUGAAACGGUUUGACGAUUUAGGAAAAAUGUUAACUUGCGUUCUUUAUGAGAUUCUGAGAAGAAUGAUACCACUCUGCCUAAAAUAUUUCUUAAGUGGACCAGAAGAUUUUGCUUUUCAACAUUUCAUUUCUGCACAGAUUGGGCAUUGAAAGCUCCACAUCUCUAGUUUUUGACGAAAGCAAAGAACGAUGGUGAAAAGUGGAUAAAAUAGGAAUAAUAAAAAAAAUUCCCACAUCCUUUGCUGGUAAUGAAAGACACUGCCACAAGAAACUAGGCUUAAUUAGAUCAAUUGCUAUUCUCAAGCUCUGGCAAAAAAACAAAAAAAAAAUCACUACCAGCUGAAAAAAAUGAAUAUCUGGGUUACAUGACUCACGUGUGAAAAUAAAUUCCUAAGACUAACAAAUAGGCCAAAUCUCCUGAGGGCUUCUCUGAGUUUAUUUGUCAAUGUAACUUUGUUAUCUGAAGUGCUUUGUCCACCUCUAAGAUCGCCUUACCACUUGGGUUUAGGAUGCAUUCAUUAAUUUUAUUAAUCAGACUGCAAUCAGACAUUUCUUGGCCACGUUAGAGUACAAAUGUGAAUCCACUCAAGACACGAUGAGGGAAGAUUAUGAUCUCAUCGUUUAACUGUAAACCAUCUGUGGAGGUCAUCAGUGAAGCAUUUAGUGUCAGUGCAAAUGUCAGAUAUGUCUUUUUGAAAUUUGUGUGCAGGUCCGAAUGAAACACAAGCUAACAGGUGAUGGGCUACUUAUCAACAAAGACAUUUGUAGAUAGACAGCAACCUUGACAAAUGUGUACAAUUUAUGUUUUAGAGCCUGUAAAGACGAAGAAGUGCACACGAGUGAGACACAUUGGAUUGCGGUGUUACUCAUGAAACUACUAGGCCAGCCGAGCGCAGGAUAAGAGGGUCUGCGGGGGG